Oryctolagus cuniculus (rabbit) is the source of this 2568-nucleotide messenger RNA. NCBI's taxonomy places the organism in Eukaryota, Metazoa, Chordata, Mammalia, Lagomorpha, Leporidae. The record is from RefSeq and is a predicted model, not a curated record.
CGCGGCCUGGAGGUUAUAAAAGGGCUAACUGGCUCCCUCUGCUGCCCAGUCGCGCCGCCAGCGGACUGAGGGCAGGGUGUAGGUAGCCGGCCCCGGGGGCAGGCGACAGGGACCUGAGGAGCGUGCCGUCGUCCCGUCCCACGUUCCAGGUGUGUGAACCUAUAAAAUUAAAUCUUCCAAGAUGAUUUGGUGUAUUUUCAUACUAGGCAUUCUACUUCCUCAAUCUUUUGCCCAUCCAGGAUUUUUUACUUCAAUUGGUCAGAUGACUGAUUUGAUCCAUACUGAGAAAGAUCUGGUGACUUCUCUGAAAGAUUAUAUUAAGGCAGAAGAGGACAAGUUAGAACAAAUAAAAAAAUGGGCAGAGAAAUUAGAUCGGCUAACCAACACAGCAACCAAAGAUCCAGAAGGAUUUGUUGGGCAUCCUGUGAAUGCAUUCAAGUUAGUGAAACGUCUGAACACUGAGUGGAGUGAGUUGGAGAAUCUAGUCCUUAAGGAUAUGUCAGAUGGGUUUAUUUCCAACCUAACCAUUCAGAGGCAGUACUUCCCAAAUGAUGAAGAUCAGGUUGGGGCAGCCAAAGCUCUGUUGCGUCUCCAGGAUACCUACAACUUGGAUACGGAUACCAUAUCGAAGGGUAAUCUUCCAGGUGUAAAACACAAAUCUUUCCUAACAGCUGAGGACUGUUUUGAGUUGGGCAAAGUGGCAUAUACAGAAGCAGAUUAUUACCACACAGAACUGUGGAUGGAACAAGCACUAAGGCAGCUGGAAGAAGGCGAGAUUUCUACCAUAGAUAAAGUUUCUGUUCUAGAUUAUUUGAGCUAUGCAGUGUACCAGCAAGGAGAUCUGGAUAAGGCACUUUUGCUCACAAAGAAGCUCCUCGAACUAGAUCCUGAACAUCAGAGAGCUAAUGGUAACUUAAAAUAUUUUGAGUAUAUAAUGGCUAAAGAAAAAGAUGCCAACAAGUCUGCUUCAGAUGGCCAAUCUGAUAAGAAAACCACACCGAGGAGAAAAGGGGUUGCUGUGGAUUACCUACCAGAGAGACAGAAGUACGAAAUGCUGUGCCGUGGGGAGGGUAUCAAAAUGACUCCUCGGAGACAGAAAAAACUCUUUUGCCGCUAUCAUGAUGGAAACCGGAAUCCUAAAUUCAUUCUGGCUCCAGCAAAGCAGGAGGAUGAGUGGGACAAGCCUCGUAUUAUUCGCUUCCAUGAUAUUAUUUCUGAUGCAGAAAUUGAAAUUGUCAAAGAUCUAGCAAAACCAAGGCUGAGGCGAGCCACCAUUUCAAAUCCAAUAACAGGAGACUUGGAGACGGUACAUUACAGAAUUAGCAAAAGUGCCUGGCUUUCUGGCUAUGAAAACCCUGUGGUGUCUCGAAUUAAUAUGAGAAUACAAGAUCUAACAGGACUAGAUGUUUCCACAGCAGAGGAAUUACAGGUAGCAAAUUAUGGAGUUGGAGGACAGUAUGAGCCUCAUUUUGACUUUGCACGGGUAAGUAAAAACAAAAAUAGAGAAUGAAAGAAAUCCAUUGAUGUAUAGUCAUUACAUUUGAAGGAAAAACUAUUCAUGAAACACUUGUUAGAGAUAAUAAAAACGACUCUAUUCAAGGGAGAGCUAUAGAGGUAGAUGUAAGGACCAGUAAUGUGCUUUCACAGUGUGAGAGGGAGAAUAAGCUCAACUCCAGAUAUAACAAGGAAAAGUGGGAAUAAAUACCAAGGAGCAGGUGUGGGGUCAGUAGAUGGAAAAUGACUAAAAGGUAAGGGAGGAUUCUGGCUGAUCCAACCAUCAGGAUUCUUGAUGGAGUCAGGACAAGAUGAUCAGACAGUACCUGAGAAAUGGUAUCAAAUGAGGAACCAGAUUUGAUAUUGAGGAUGAUCAGGUAUUGAGGAUAGGGAUGGGGCAGAUUCUGCUAAACUAACUUAGCAGGAUUCUUGUUAAAAUUAGACAAUACAGAGACAAACACAGAAGUCCCCAAGUCAGGGCCUACUUGAGAAAUCAUAUGAGCCUAAGUAGAAUUUGGUAAAGGAGAGAGUGACAAUGUGUUGUUUCUUUUAUUUAAAAUUCAUAGCCUAUUUGGAAUUUGUGGAAGUGUGGUGGGAUAGAUUCUCGAUGAAGUCUUUUAAAAAACACUGUAGACGGCCGGCGCCGCGGCUCACUAGGCUAAUCCUCCACCUUGCAGCGCCAGCACACCAGGUUCUAGUCCCGGUCGGGGCGCCGGAUUCUGUCCUGGUUGCCCCUCUUCCAGUCCAGCUCUCUGCUGUGGCCCGGGAGUCCUUGGGUCCCGCACCUGCAUGGGAGUCCAGGAGAAGCACCUGGCUCCUGGCUUCAGAUCAGUGCGGUGCGCUGGCCACAGUACGCCGGCCGCAGCGGCCAUUGGGGGGUGAACCAAUGGCAAAGGAAGACCUUUUUCUGUCUUUCUCUCUCACUGUCCACUCUGCCUGUCAAAAAAAAAAACACCAAAAAAAACCAAAACACUGUAGACACCCAAUGACAGCAUUUAAGAUACUUUUGGAUGCCUUGGUGAGCCUAGAAGAAAAUAAAAAAUAUUCCCGAAGCCAAACUGAACAAAGAAAACC